GCCGAAAAAAACUGUUCCGCACCCUGUUUGUUUUGAGUCGGUGUUGUUUUUUUGCAACGAACGCGCGUGACUCUUUCGAACAAAAAUACCAAAAUAUUCAGGUGGUUCGGUGUCUUCACCAUGGAGUUCGCCGAGUUAAUCAAGACGCCGCGGGUGGACGGAGUGGUCCUUCACCGGCCCUUUAUGCCCAAAGUUGAGGGAACCCUGUGCCUUACCGGCCACCAUCUAAUCCUCUCCUCCAGACAGGACAACACGGAGGAAUUGUGGCUGCUUCACUCCAACAUUGACUCCAUAGAGAAGAGGUUUGUGGGCUCUAUCGGCAGAAUUAUAGUGAAAUGCAAAGACCUGAGAGUGAUUCAACUGGACAUUCCUGGAAUGGAGGAGUGUAUCAACAUUGCUAGCUCGACUGAGGCACUCUCGACACUUGAUUCCGUCUCCCUAAUGUACCCUUUCUUCUACCGACCCAUGUUCGAGGUCGUCCAUGACGGUUGGAAUUGCUUCCGUCCUCAAGAUGCCUUCAAAGACCUUGAGUCCAUGACAGACGAAUGGCGAUUGAGCGAAGUCAACAAGGACUUCAGUGUGUGUCCAUCCUACCCUCCGCUAGUCGCGGUACCGAAGGCUAUCAACGACGAUGCGCUAAAGGCGGCGGCGACGUUUCGUCACGGCGGCCGCUUUCCCGUGCUGAGUUACUACCAUAAGAAGAACGGCAUGGUGAUGAUGCGAGCAUCUCAGCCUCUCACCGGCACCAACGGGCGGCGCUGCAAGGAAGACGAGAAGCUCAUCAACGCCACCUUGAGGCCGGGCAAACGCGGCUACGUUAUCGACACGCGUGCUAUUAGCGUAGCCCAGCAGGCUAAAGCUAAAGGAGGAGGUUUUGAGUCUGAGGCUAACUAUCCGCAGUGGAGGAGGAUCCACAAAGCCAUUGAAAGGUUCGGCGUGCUGCAGGAGAGUCUGAUUAAACUGGUGGAAGCUUGUAACGAUCAGUCGCACAAUAUGGACCGCUGGCUUAGCAAGCUAGAGGCGUCCAAUUGGCUAGCUCACGUCAAGGAAAUCCUGACGACUGCCUGCCUGGCUGCGCAGUGCAUCGACAGGGAAGGCGCAUCGGUCCUCGUCCAUGGAACGGAAGGCACCGACUCCACCCUCCAAAUCACCUCCUUGGCGCAAAUUAUCUUGGAUCCAGGCUGCAGGACCAUCCGAGGCUUCCAGGGCCUGGUGGAGAGAGAGUGGCUACAGGCGGGUCACCCGUUCCAGCAGCGUUGCGCCCAGUCGGCCUACUCGAGCGGUAAACCCCGCCAGGAAGCUCCAGUCUUCUUGCUCUUCCUGGACUGCGUGUGGCAGAUCAUCCGGCAGUUUCCGUGUUCGUUCGAGUUUGGCGAGUCCUUCCUGGUGCUGCUUUUUGAGCAUGUCUACGCUUCCCAGUUCGGCACGUUUUUGGGAAACAGUGCCGCCGACAGGGCUAAACUUUCCGUUUCUGAGAAGACUGUCUCCUUGUGGUCGUGGGUGAAUCGUCCCCAGGAACUGGAGCGUCUGACCAACCCGCUUUACGAGGCUAACGGACUGGUCAUUUGGCCCUCGGUGGCCCCUCAGAGCCUGUUGCUGUGGGAGGGCGUGUUCCUCCGCUGGAACCGCUCGUCCAAGUGCUUGGACGAGGCCUACGAAGAAAUGGUGCACAUAAUUGAGUAUAACAAGGAGCUUCAAAACCGAGUCAACCUCCUGCGCCGGCAGCUCGCCCAGCUGGAGACUCAAGACCCGCUCCUGCAAACGCCAUAAAAGCAGGUAGAACCUGGGCGUGUGUCCUAAGUCAUUUCAAGUUUUGCAAAUUUUUUUUUUUUUACAUCACUCGCUACGGAGCCCCUAAAGGGACAUCAACAGAAAUAAAAUAAAUUUAAGCAAUCUGGUGCACACCAGAAACUAUCUAGUAGACAUUAGCAUUAUAUAGCAUUUAAGCAAGCGGACUUUUGAAAUGUAAAUUAGCCUAUUGUUGUAAACAUUAGCAUUGUAUAUAGCAUUUAAGCUAGCAGACUUUUGCCAUACAAGUUAGCCAAUUGUUGUAAACAUUAGCAUGAUAGAGCAUUUACACUUGGAACUUUUGCUACGCAAGUUAGCCAAUUGCAACAAUGCAACAAUAACAAUGAAAUGCUAAUGUUUACAACAAUUAGCUAAUUUGCAUUGCAAAUAUCUGCUAGCUUAAAUGCUAAAUAAUGCUAAGUUUUACAACACUUAGCUAACUUGCAUGGCAAAAGUCCGCUAGCUUAAAUGCUAUGUAUAAUGCUAAUGUUUAUAACAAUUGGCUAACUUGUAUAACAAAAUUCAGCUAGAUUAAAUGCUAUAUAUAAUGCUAUUGUAUACAACAAUUAGCUAAUUAGCAUUGUGAAUGUCUGCUAGCUUAAAUGGUAAAUAAUGCUGAAUUUUACAACAAUUAGCUAACUUGGAUAGCAAAGGUGCGCUAGCUUAAAUGCUAUUCAUAAUGCCAAUGUAUUCAACAAUAGACUAACUUGUAUUGCAAAAGUCUGCUAGCUUAAAUGCUAUAUAAUGCUAAUGUUGAUAACAAUUGGCUAACUCGAAUCGCAAAACUUCGCUAGCUUAAAUGCUGUAUAAUGCUAAUGUUUACAACAGUUGGCCAACUUGCAUAAUAAAAGUGAGCUAGCUUUAAUGCUAUAUAAUGCGAAUGCUUACAACAAUUUUCUAACUUGCAUCGCAAAAGUGAACUAGUUUAAGUGCUAUUUAAUUCUAAUGCUUACAACAAUUGUCUAACUUGAAUAGCAAAAGUCCGCUAGCUUAAAUGCUAUUUUUAAUGCUAAUGUUAAAACAAUUGACUAAUUUGCAUUGCAGAAGUCCGCUAGCUUAAAUGCUAUAUAAUCCUAAUGUUUACAACAAUAGGCUAACUUGCAUAGCAAAAGUCCGCUAGCUUAAAUGCUAUAUAUUGCUAAUGUUUACAAAAAUUGGCUAACUUGCGUAGCAAAUGUCAGCUAGCUUAAAUGCUAUAUAAUGCUAAUGUUCACUAGCUAGUUUCUGGAGCACACCGUACUGCUAAAUUCUAUAUAUAAGUAUAUAUAAUUUUAUUUCUGUCUAUGUCCCUUUAGGGGCUCUGUAACUCGCAGCUAGCUUUAUGUGUCUUAAAAUACAUGAACAUGUUAUAAAAAGCCAUACAUGCCUCAUAAUGCAAUGUAAGGACAACAUUUUGUGUACAUACUGUAUAGUGUAUCAUAUAUACUGCGGAACACUGCAUGGUAGCCAUGGUAACCAGUCGAGUACUAGCCGUGAGGCAUCAUCGAGGUGGCAAAAUUAGCAUAGUAAGCGUAGGUGGGGUCAGCACUUAGCAUUUCAUAUUCAAUAUAAGAUUGAGUGGAGAAUGCUUAUACAGCAGUGGAUUGGGUUUGGUUGCCGUGGUUACACAUGGUCUUCGCAGUGGGUGUUUUGAUUAUUUUGCAAAAAAAAUGCACUUUGACGGAUUGUGUUUGCAUUGCACAUGUGUAAGCAGGUUUAUAUUAUACAGUGGUGCCUUGAGAUAAGAGUUUAGCAUUGUAACUUUAACAAACCUAUUCAGUGCCAUUGACGGCGAUGUACGUUCAAUCCAUUUGAACUGGGAGGGUCAGCAGCGAUCGUUCGAUCCAGUUCAAACGGAUAUCGCAAUACACGCUAAUGUCAAUACAAUGUGAAAAGAAAUCCAAUAAAAAUGAAAAAACAUGAUAAGGAUGUUAAAAAAAAAAAUCCGAAAAUAGUGAAUAAAAACUUCACAUCAAAGUGGGAAAUUUUCACGUUGUUAUGGGAAAGCUUUCAUUUUAAAGUGAGAAACGUUUUCACGUGGAAGUUGGAACCCUUUGACGAUAACGUAGCAAACGGUUUACAAUGAAGUGGCAAAUGUUUCACGAUGAAUUGGGUAAAUUUCACGUUAAAGCGGCAAACCCCUCCCAGUUCAAAUAGAUUCGACAUCCAUUCCCGUCAAUGGCACUGAAUCAGUCAUUCACUGCAUGUUUUACCCCAAAACAGUUAUGUCAAAUUGCCAGAAAAUGCACAAACGUAAAUUGAUUGUGAUUUUGUCGCUGGUUUGGUCUGUAAACCUUUCAGAAAAUGGGCAAAAAUGUUAGCAAUUUUUUUGCAAAUUCCUAUAAAAAAACACACACAAAAAGACAACAGACUUUUGAAAAUAUUUACUGUCGAAAGGCUGAAAUCACAAAAUUUACAACUAUAGAUGCUAAUUGUUAGCUAGUCAAUGGUGUUUUCCAUCAUCACUUAGCAUUAAGCUAAUGUGUAAUCCACUCUUUUCGCUUUGCAUAUCUCUAAACUUUGACUCCAAUCUAAAAAACUCUUAAAUCAAGUCACUCCUAUCUCAAAACACCACUGUACUACACUAUAGCAUUACUCUUGAUUGUUUGUUGACCAAUUUAUGCACGAUUUCGGGAAAUAAGUGUCUGAAAUGGACGCUUUUCCGCUCUUUCUUUUGUGUCAUAAGGAGCGACUUGACUAAGUUAUUUUCAAAAGAAAAUAAAUGUUUCUUUAUAUACUAUCUUAAACUCCAAUUGUUUGUCUAUCAGGGACAAAAACACUCAUAUUGUAACACUGUCGCCAAGCAUUCCGUUUAUUUCCGUGACAUCGAAGCGAGCUUUAUUUUCAAAUGACAUGUUUAAAUACUCUCAUGCAUGACUUUUUUGGCUCAAAAAUGUUUGUUUGCUUAUUUGCGCUGAUAUGAAACAGUGGAAUUAUACAGAAUGUCCUUCUUGACUUUGUCACAGUAAAUAAAACUCUAUGGCGUUAAGAAUUUAAGACUAUUUUAGUUGUCAUUCAGUGAAUGCAAAAAGUUUACACAACCCUUGUUCAAAUGCCACAUUUAAGAAAAGUGUGUUAAUUGUUACAAGAAGUGGGUAGUAAUUCAUUACAUUUACUUCGUUAUAUUUAGUUGAGAAACCUUUGGAGAAAAAUACAGUUCUUAGAUUAGUUUUACCACACAAUACUUGAGUAGAUUUGUGAAGAAGAAACGCUACUCUUACUCCGCUACUUUGGGCUACGCUACAGUAGGCAUGUGCCGGUUCCCGGUUUCAAAGUUUACCGUGGUAUGAAAACAUCACGGUUUCAAAACGGCUAAAAUUUUCCGUUAUACCGUAGUACGGUAUUAGCUAUUUUUUGUGUCCCAAAAAUACAGUGAGAAAUCCGUGGCUUGGAGCGGCAGCGCUCACCCAGACCACUUGUUGUUGAUUGUUGGUCUUUCCUGUGUCUGUUGGUGACACUAUACCUGAGCUUUUCCCCCCCUCAAAAAGACAAAGUCGCUAGUAUGGGAGUACUUCGGCUAACGAAAAGAAACGUAUGGCCGUGGCUUAGAGGGGGAACGACGGCCAACAUGAGUUCACAUUCACGUGACCAUAUUCCGUCACUUUACGCAAAAUUUAAGGUAAGUAAAUACUCCCAUGAACAUUUCCCACCUGUUACGAGAGUUCACUCCUAUGUGUUUAGUGUGUCUAGCAAUGGUAAAAUAAAUACUAUAAUGUAAGUUUGUUAACGAGGCAGAUAACAUGGUUAGUUAGCAUGCCAAGACAGCUAACUAGUUUCUUCUCUACCAUUAGCCUACUUUUGUAAAGUCUCCCGCCAUUGUAAACAUCUGUUCAAAAUAACAUUUUCAUAAUACAGUCUGUGGUGUUUUUUCUCUUCGUCGACUUUCUGUGUUGAGAGAUGGUGGGUGUGAGUGUAUAAUGUGACAUAAUGAUACAAGUCAUACACAUACGUCUCUUACGCUCUCCGUUAAUAUUCAACUAAUUAAUAGUAGUAGUGGUAUGUGUUUUACAUAAAAUCAAUUUGAUCAUAUAUUGUUGAGUAACUUGAACUGUGGCUGUGGGUUUAAUCUAUAAUUUCUAUUCAUUUCAAUAUUAUUUAAAAGUUUUUUUUUUUGUUAUUUUAACAUUAUAUUCAUGUUGAUGUCCGAUUUUUGAAUAAGUUGUGAAAAGUAAAGCUUUUUUUAACCCAUACAUCUCAAAAUAACACAUUAUAGAGCUAUAAUUGCAAUAUUGUAAUACUGUGAAACCGUGGUAUUUCUUCUUAAGGUUAUACCUAGGGCUGUCAAACGAUUAAGAUUUUUAAUCGAGUUAAGUACAGCAUAAAAAUUAAUUAAUCGUAAUUAAUCGCAAUUCAAACCAUCUAUAAAAUAUGCCAUAUUUUCCUGUAAAUUAUUUUUGGAAUGGAAAGACAAGAUGGAUAUAUACAUUCAACACACAGUACAUAAGGACUGUAUUUGUUUAUUAUAACAAUAAAUCAACAAGAUGGCAUUUACAUUAUUAACAUUCUGUUAAAGCGAUCCAUGGAUAGAAAGACUUGUAGUUCUUAAAAGAAAAAGGUUGUACAAUUUAUAGAAAUUUUAUAUUAAAACCCCUCUUAAUGUUUUCGUUUUAAUGAAAUUUGUAAAAUUUUCAAUCAAAAAAUAAACUAGUAGCCCGCCAUUGUUGAUGUCAAUAAUUACUUACACAAUGCUCAUGGAUGGCUGAAGCCUAGAAAAUCAGUCACACCCAAGCACCAGCAGAGGGCGGCAAAACUCCAAAAAACACAAUUAACAAGUGGUGCUUCCCCGUACCGUCAUUUAAAUCUGUCUGAGCGGGUAAUCUGCGUUAAUUGCCUCAAAUAUUUUAACGUCAUUAAUUUUAAAAAUUAACGCCCGUUAACGCGAUGAUUUUGACAGCCCUAGUUAUACAGUCUAAUUUUCCGGCACAUAAUUUGUUACUUUUUCAGAAGUAAUACAGGUAGUCCCUGGGUUACGAACGAGUUCCGUCCCUACGCUAGCGACGUAAUCCAAAUUUCCACGUAAAUUGGAAUUAACACUUUAAGUACUCCGAAAUAACUCUCCUAAAAGUCCAAAAGUAUUGUAUUUUGUUCAAUGAUGGCGGAUACACUGCCCCCUGGUGGCAGCGUGGGAUCUGGUUGGACCGUCACCUUAUGACUGAGGAGCAGACUCUCAUCUAAUGACAUGGAUAAAGCACAGCUGCGCUCUGGUUUGGCCAACAUAAGGCUGUAAGUUGUUUCAGCUAAUAUUUGUUUGUGUGUGCAUUUGUAAUUAAGUUUACAGGUGCAGUUUGUGGGGUUACGUGUGAGCGAUUUGCUAUGAGAAUUGUAAAUAUGUUAGCAUUCGUAGCAUUUAGGCUAGCGGACUUUUGUUCGGCAAAUUAGGCUAACCCUAACCCUAGUUUAUUGGUACUUUAUUAAAGAAUUUAAGUGUUCCAAAAUGUUUUUCGUAAAUUAAUAAGCAUCAUCAAAAAAAUCAUUGCUAAAUUAGUAAAAAAAAAAAAAAAAAAAAAAAAUUUGAUUAGUCGUAAAAAUAGUCAGCUGACUAAUCGGGAAAAAAUUAGUCGUUUGGGACAGCCCUAGUUCUACAGUGUACCGGAACAUAUUUCCUCCACACCCUUCUCACCUUUUUAACUCCUGACCCAUUUUCAUGCCUGGCCAUGGGCUUUACACCUAUUGAUGACACUGCGCACGGUAGACACAGGAACAUUCAGGUCUUUGGAGACUUGUAGCUUUGAGAUUGCCCGUGCUUCCUCACAAUUUUGCUUCUCAGUCGUCAGACAGUUCUUUGUUCUUCUUGCUUUUCUCCAUGCUCAAUGUGGUACACACAAGGACACAGGACAGAAGUUGAGUCAACUUUAGUCCAUUUUAACUGGCUGCACCUGUAAUUUAGUUAUUGCCACCACCUGUUAUGUGCCGCAGGUAAGUAACAGGUGCUGUUAAUUACACAAAUUAGAGAAGCAUUACAUGAUUUUUCAAUGGGUGCCAAUACUUUUGUCGGGCCCAUUUUUGGAGUUUUGUGUAAAAUUAUAAUAAUUUAAUUUUUAUUUUGUGUUUUUUCAUUGCAAGCAAAAUAAAUGAAGAUACUACUACCAAAGCAUUUGUAAUUGCAAUCAUUUUCUGGGAGAAAUUGAGUAUUAUCUGACAGAAUUGCAGGGGUGCCAAUACUUUUGGCCAGCACUGUACACUAAUUUCUGGACAUGGCUGCUUUGUUUGCCUUCGAUAUGUGACGAGUAAAGUGGAGUGAACAAAACGGGCGGGAAUAAAGUCCAAGCUCGCAUGUGAGUGGUCGAACCGGCACACCCAUUUCUCUCUUAGCGGAGGAGGAAAUGAUACAAAUACAAGUUAAUAGUUAAGCUGACACACUUUUGCCCAAACAGAGUUGUAGAAACGUUUUGCGCCCUGACCUUCAUACAGCCGCUCGUAGUCUUUUAUUGCAUACGGAGGACAGACGGAUGUAAACAGCAGCAGUCACGCGGCGGGCGCACCGAGGCAGCUGAUGCUCGACUAUUUAUUCUACCGUCACCUUGUCUAAUGUAUCGGUCAUUGCAGUC
Corythoichthys intestinalis (scribbled pipefish) is the source of this 8315-nucleotide messenger RNA. It is a transcript of the gene mtmr9, whose product is annotated as myotubularin related protein 9. The record is from RefSeq and is a predicted model, not a curated record. Gene Ontology annotation, molecular function: phosphatidylinositol-3-phosphate phosphatase activity. NCBI's taxonomy places the organism in Eukaryota, Metazoa, Chordata, Actinopteri, Syngnathiformes, Syngnathidae. The coding region runs from base 121 to 1770 and encodes 549 amino acids. Gene Ontology annotation, biological process: phosphatidylinositol dephosphorylation; negative regulation of autophagy. Gene Ontology annotation, cellular component: membrane; cytoplasm. The transcript is spliced from 11 exons.